Messenger RNA from Anopheles bellator, 1659 nucleotides. RefSeq names its product juvenile hormone esterase. The record is from RefSeq and is a predicted model, not a curated record. Lineage: Eukaryota; Metazoa; Arthropoda; Insecta; Diptera; Culicidae. The transcript has 3 exons. The coding region runs from base 1 to 1659 and encodes 552 amino acids.
AUGAAAACGAGUAUUUUGAUUUUAGUUGCACUUGCAUUAUCAGAAAUAUCAUGCACACCAUCCCAGGUUCCAGUGAUUGUUCAUACUCAUCUCGGAGCAAUUGAAGGCUCAGUACUGGAGUCACGUUUGGGAGUGAAAUUUUAUGCCUUCCGUGGAAUUCCUUACGCCAAGCCUCCCACCGGAAAGUUGCGCUUCGGAGCGCCAGUGCCUAUUACGGAACCAUGGAACGGAACAUAUGAUGCCACGGAAGAUGGCACAAUGUGUCCGCAGCCGUUCAUGAACGAAACGUACAAGGUUUCGGAAGAUUGUCUACGCAUUAACGUCUACACGCAGACGAUUCCCGGGGAGCUGAUACGGAUCAUUCCGCGCGAUGUGCUUGUGUAUCUGCAUCCGGGAGGCUUUUACUCGCUUUCGGGACAAUCGAAUACCUUCGCUGGACCCCACGCCAUGAUGGAUCAUCCGAUCGUGUUCGUGACGAUCAACUAUCGGCUGGGAUCGCUCGGUUUCAUGAGUACCGGCACCCCCGAAUGUCCUGGCAACAUGGGACUUAAAGAUCAAGCAAUUGCGCUUCGAUGGGUACGGGACAAUAUUGCCAGCUUUGGCGGUCGUCCCGAUUCGGUGACGCUCAUGGGAUACAGUGCCGGUGCAAUGAGCACCGGGCUGCACCUGAUAUCACCUAUGUCGAAAGGCUUGUUUCAUCGAGCGAUCAUUAUGAGCGGUUCGCCGGCGUCUCAGUGGGAGGUACCAAACCAUCAACUGGAACUGGCUCAGAAGCAGGCCAAUCUACUCGACUGCGACACCCAAUCGAUACCGGUAAUGCUUGAAUGCUUGCGACAAAAACCGUCGGAGGAUUUCUCCAACACUUUGGAGCAAAUGUUUGUCCUGUCCUGGAACCCGAUUCUGCUGUGGAAGCCGAUCAUUGAACCAGACUUUGGCCAGGAGCGCUUUCUGGACCGCAAUCCGACGGAAGCGUUCCGAAAGGGGGACUUUAUGAAGGUACCACUGAUGGCCGGCAUUACCAAGGACGAGUUCGCCGGACCGGCUGUGGAUUUUCUGCGCAACGAGACAUUGCGGCAGGAAUUGGAGCGCAAUUUUGAAACGCUAGCGCCGGUAAUGUUUCUCUACGAGCAACAUACAACCGAAAGCAGGGUCAAGACUCGUCUGUUGCGGGAAAAGUUUCUGGGAAAAGAACCGCUAACCCUGAAUAACUCGUUGACGGGAUUGAAUUAUCUCUUCGCUGAUGGAGUGAUUGGAUUCGGAAUGCAUCGCUUGGUUGCCCUCGCUUCGAGACAUACGACGGUCUAUCAGUACAAGUUUGCGUACGUUGGCCGGUACAGUCAUGUCUACUAUCCUGGAACUGAACCGUACGGCGCUGUUCAUCAUGACGAUCUAAUUUACCUACUGACCGGCCCUUUCCUUGCUCCAAUGUUCAACGCCACCGAUCCCGAGCAUCAAACCGUUGUUCGAAUGACCUCCAUGUGGGCCAGCUUUGCUAUGCAUGGUGAUCCCAACCGAGCCAAGCUGCCACAGCUGGACUGGAUUCCUGUUUCAUCGAGCAGCGAUAAUUAUCUUGAAAUCGGUGAUGACUUGAAAAAUAAGCAAGGAUUGUUCACCGAGAGGUAUGCUUUCUGGGAAAAGCUAUUUCCACUGUCCGGAUGA